Molecule: messenger RNA, 498 nt
Organism: Diversispora eburnea
Lineage: Eukaryota; Fungi; Glomeromycota; Glomeromycetes; Diversisporales; Diversisporaceae
Source: the annotation of a GenBank genome assembly
AUGAACGGUGAAAGAAAAGAAUUCAACAAAUAUUGUGGUCUUAUAAUGUUCGAACCGCCUUCUCAACCAUUAAAUCAAUCUAUUUCUGCUGGCUGCUUAAAGAUAAAGAAUGAAAAACGUCCACCUCGUCCUCCUAAUGCUUUUAUCUUAUAUAGAAGAGAAAAGCAACCGGCUAUCCUCGCUACAAAUCGGCAUAUGACCAAUGCUGAGAUUUCUAGAUAUAUUGCAAACUUAUGGAAGAAUGAAUCCAACGAAACUCGUCUCAUGUGGGAAAGAUACGCCGAUCAACAAAAGCUUAACCACAUGAAAGCAUAUCCGAAUUAUGUUUAUCGUCCAAAUAAAUCUAGAAAUGAAAAACGUCGACAACAAAGAAGGAAACAACGUAAAGCGACAGCGGGAUCUAAUAAUAAUAAUAACGAUGAUGAUGUUGACGAUACAUCUGCCGGUUCUAACAUUACGACUCCUGACAUUUCUACUCCAAUUCCGCUGUUUCUAUGA